Dujonia railenensis is the source of this 1599-nucleotide messenger RNA. Lineage: Eukaryota; Fungi; Ascomycota; Pichiomycetes; Serinales; Debaryomycetaceae. The record is from the annotation of a GenBank genome assembly.
AUGAUUGAGGCGAUAUACAUAUCAGACAAUUCAAACACAUUGGUAUUUGAAUAUCUCUUGAAGCUAUCUUCGCCCUCUUUCAAGUCAUUGAUUAACAUAGUUCAGUCCAAGCUCAAUGAAAUCGAAGGUGAGCAAGAGAAGAUCCCAUUGAUUCGAAUAAAUAAUGACUAUUACACCUGUUUCGAAAAGACCAGGAACCUCACCAUAUACGUUCUUGUUUCCUCUGUCAAUAUCAAGGUAAAUCCCUUGAUUCCCUAUGUGUUUAUUAAGCACUUGCUUGAGGUGAUGGAAGAUUACUUUGGAGCUCCGCUCGCAGUUACCAAGAUCGAGGCACACAAUGAUACAUUGAAUUUGAUUGCAAACGAGUUGAUCCAGGAGGGUAUCCCCAAUGUUACAGAUUCCAACAGACUCAGAGACAUUAUACCAUUGAAGAGCUUGCUCCUGAGGAUAUUAAGUACCACCAACGAAUUUGCCGAGAGGGCCAUACAGUCUACGAAUGGAGGGCAGUCCUCUUCGCCGAGCCUAGGAUCAGGUGGGUCCGGAAUGGGCUCCGGAAUGGGCUCACUCCACAAAUACAAAGGCACAUCAUCGACCACCGACACGCCCUGGAGAAGAACAAACGUGAAAUACACGAACAAUGAGAUGUUCGUGGAUAUUGUAGAAACCAUCAAUGUGAUUCUCAAGCCAACCAAAUUGAAAAACCAGAAAGCUGCCACGCUAAGUUCAUCAGCUACUGGAGGGUUUGACUCAGCAUACUAUAACGGAGGACACCAUCCCUCUGGUGCUUUGUCCACUUCUUCGACUAAGUUGUUGCCCGUGGCUGGUACCAUUGACGGAGAAAUCAAUUUCACAUCGCAUUUGACCGGAGUGCCUGAAUUGCAAUUGGUGUUGAACGUCCCGUCCAGUAUUGAUUUGCAGGUGCCGUCGUUCCACCCGUGUAUCAAGAUAGAAAAGUGGAUAAAUAGCGGGGUCUUAUCGUUUGUCCCUGCAGACGGAAAGUCAACUAUAAUGCAAUACCAGGUGGAUGUCGGUGCCGUGAAGAAGACUAGCUACCUGGACGUUUUGGGGCUAGUGGACGUUGAUUUCCAGACAGGACUCGGGCUUAAUGAAAACGAAUUUGAAAUAAGAUUGUUUAUAAAGCAGCAACAGAAGGCAGUUACCAAGAUUGAAGAUCUUGUCAUCAAGAUAUUCACCACUAAUGUGCAGAAGAGCGAGGGGGAAAUAAGCGUAAGGUCUACCAGAUGCACCCACGGGGAAUUCUCACACAAGGGAAAUGGAAAUUCGGAAUGGAACGUUCGUACCGUGUCCACGGGGACCCAGCCAAUCUUGAGAGGAGUAAUCACCAGCGAUGAAAAUGAAGAUGAUGUGGAUAGCUUUGGAGAACAGAAGAAAGAAGUGCAGACAGAUGUGAAGGGUUUGGGCAAGACCUUCAGUCCGAGCUACUUGAAGCUUCUGUAUUCUAAUAAAGGCCAUAUACCUAGUGGUAUCAAGGUAGAUUCACUCAAAAUUAUCAGCACAAGAGGGCUAGGCGACACGGUUAAACCGUACAAGGGAGUGAAGUAUAUCACAAAGACUGGGGAGUACGUGAUCAGAGCGUAG